AUGGUGAGCCUUUGCGCCGCUUCGUCUCUCUGCCGCGUGUGUCCACCUGCUGUGGCUCAUGAGAAAUCGGCCAAGGACCACGCCAAGGGUUUGGCCAGCUCACACCGCGAGGCCUUGGAGACAUACUACACUUGGGCCGCCAGUCGGAGUGAUGAAGGUUUGACGGCCGUGCUACAGUCUUUGGUGCUCUUGGAGCGCGAGUGGGAAAAGAGUCAGGGCCGCCAUGCCCGCGCGCUCAAGGCCAAAAAAGAGGCAUCCUCGUUGAUCCUUGCCUCGGAGCGGCGUAUCACUGAACUACAAAAGGCCGUUGACAAGGCGCGACGCCAAGAGCUGCAGGCUAGCCGAGAGGCGGCCAAAGCUUUGGGCCGUACACCGCAACAGCAGGAAAGGGCAGAUGCCAAGCUACGCCAGGCCACUCAGCAGCGGGAUGGGGCCGAGGCCACACACCAGAGCGCUGUCAUUGCGGGUGCUCGAACGAAUCGCAGCGCGCUCCGAGCCACGUGGCUCGAGUAUUACCAACACGUGGCUCGCAUGCAUGAAGAGGGUGCUCUUGUGGCCCGGCACUGUGCUGAGAUUGUGGCCACAUUACCGGACAGCGUGGACGAUGGAUAUGAUGAUCAUCUGCGCGAGCUGAACGAGCACAUAUUUAAUAACACCCUGACCCUGCUACAUAAGAUUCAGGCCCUGCCGAUCAAUGCACCACCCCCACCCUACGAAUUCCUUCCCAAUCUGCUUCUGCAUCUGAAAGCCCGAUCAGACACGGAAAGAGAGAGAGAGAGUGUGUGUGUGUGUGUGAGAGUGCAAGAGAGAGAGUUUUUGAAAUAA
Molecule: messenger RNA, 825 nt
Organism: Monosiga brevicollis MX1
Lineage: Eukaryota; Choanoflagellata; Craspedida; Salpingoecidae
Exons: 9
Coding region: 1-825 (274 amino acids)
Source: RefSeq, a predicted model, not a curated record